AUGCUGUCCCCGCAGAACAAGCUGCGCAUCUUCCUGAGCCUGGUGCUCAUCACCAUCUUCACCGCGAGCUCAAAUGAGCUUCGCAUCGCCAUCGGCACCCUCUUCUCUUGGGCCCUAGGCCACAUGCUCAUCCGCCGACUCUCUUUGUCGGUCUCCUUCCGACAAGCCCACAACACCUACACGAUGGUGUCGUUUGGCCUGCUGGCAGGCCUAAACGACCCAUUUUGGGAAAACGCCUUCCGCCGUCUCCUCGACCUCUUCUUCGACCAAUGCCAAUUCGACCCAGACGUGCCUGGGUCAGGCUUCACAGACUGGCACGAAACCUUCCGCCGCCGAAAGACAUACGAGAUCGAUCUCGUUUGGCAAUUCCUUCGCGCCGCGCUUUUCUGGUCGUUCGUCGCCGUUUUCGUCGCCGUUGCUGUUCCGCUUGCCUGCUGGUUCGCCACUCACGAGAGUGAGACCACAAAACUGGAGCGGGCUUUCGCGUACAUACAGGACCACCCGGGCGAGCUGGUGUCCAAGAGUGACACAAGAUACAAUCGCCUGAGCAGCGAGCUCAUCUUCGUGUGUGGCCCUGGUGGUGGGCUGGAGACGGUGAUCGAUGGAGGCAUCGAGGGCGCGAUCCCUCGUCGGCGGGCACUGAGGCCGACGUUCGCAUGA
Alternaria rosae is the source of this 660-nucleotide messenger RNA. RefSeq lists its product as uncharacterized. Bases 1 to 660 code for a protein of 219 amino acids. Lineage: Eukaryota; Fungi; Ascomycota; Dothideomycetes; Pleosporales; Pleosporaceae. The record is from RefSeq and is a predicted model, not a curated record. The transcript has 2 exons.